Molecule: messenger RNA, 831 nt
Organism: Schistocerca americana (American grasshopper)
Lineage: Eukaryota; Metazoa; Arthropoda; Insecta; Orthoptera; Acrididae
Product: vicilin-like seed storage protein At2g18540
Exons: 2
Source: RefSeq, a predicted model, not a curated record
AUGGCGGAGUCCUCGGCUGCCGGCUGCCAGCUACCAGGCCAUCACGUCAGCACUCAGGAAAGGGAAAGCAAGGAAAGGGAAAGCAAGGAAAGGGAAAGCAAGGAAAGGGAAAGCAAGGAAAGGGAAAGCAAGGAAAGGGAAAGCAAGGAAAGGGAAAGCAAGGAAAGGGAAAGCAAGGAAAGGGAAAGCAAGGAAAGGGAAAGCAAGGAAAGGGAAAGCAAGGAAAGGGAAAGCAAGGAAAGGGAAAGCAAGGAAAGGGAAAGCAAGGAAAGGGAAAGCAAGGAAAGGGAAAGCAAGGAAAGGGAAAGCAAGGAAAGGGAAAGCAAGGAAAGGGAAAGCAAGGAAAGGGAAAGCAAGGAAAGGGAAAGCAAGGAAAGGGAAAGCAAGGAAAGGGAAAGCAAGGAAAGGGAAAGCAAGGAAAGGGAAAGCAAGGAAAGGGAAAGCAAGGAAAGGGAAAGCAAGGAAAGGGAAAGCAAGGAAAGGGAAAGCAAGGAAAGGGAAAGCAAGGAAAGGGAAAGCAAGGAAAGGGAAAGCAAGGAAAGGGAAAGCAAGGAAAGGGAAAGCAAGGAAAGGGAAAGCAAGGAAAGGGAAAGGAAGGAAAGGGAAAGGAAGGAAAGGGAAAGGAAGGAAAGGGAAAGGAAGGAAAGGGAAAGGAAGGAAAGGGAAAGGAAGGAAAGGGAAAGGAAGGAAAGGGAAAGGAAGGAAAGGGAAAGGAAGGAAAGGGAAAGGAAGGAAAGGGAAAGGAAGGAAAGGGAAAGGAAGGAAAGGGAAAGGAAGGAAAGGGAAAGGAAGGAAAGGGAAAGGAAGGAAAGGGAAAGGAAGGAAAGGGAA